AUGAAUGACACUAAGAAGACGGCCAGUAGCAGGAAGUCCAACAUCUUCAGCGUCUUGCAAGUUUAUGAGCCGUCUGAGGAGUUCCUGAACGCACCAGACGUGGCUUCAACAAUUCAUCAAGUGCAAGAAUUCGACUUCGUUGCUGAAGAGGAAGAUGCAGGAGGCGAGUGCAUAUUCGCCUUUAUGGCUCUGAUGCAGGAUUUUGAACGUCUGCGAGAGGAGAUCUUUGACCUGUGGGAGGCGUACCAGGAUGGCAAAAUAGAUUUGGCAGCGGCUGCGGUUGGCGUCAACUUGGCACUCGAGCUUGCUAAAACUAUUGAGGAAGAUAUUUCACCUUUGCCGAAGAAGCACGGUGGCACCAUGGUGUUGAUCCCAACAUUGUACACUGCUGCUUGCUCCGCGCUGGAUCUCGACCCCGACUACAGGGCCCGACCCUCCGAUGAGAUGAACUUUAGCUGCUAUGAGGUUGGAGCUAGUCUCUUGUUCAAUGUGGCAAGCUUUCUGCAGGCUAUUCGAAAGGGGCUGCCAUAUGGUUCAAAGGAGGUUCCUAGGUACACAGAAAAAUUUGGGUACUUUGACCCCCAAUCGGCAAGCUUAGACAUCCGUCCCGACCAACGCUGGGCAUACGAUAAGGCAGCCAUAAUAGAGGUUAUACCCGAUAUUUGCACUCUCUCGAUGAUGAGGGGGCUUGCAGUGCAGGACGAGUUUGCCCGUGGGAUCGAGGCCAUGUUUCAUAUGGACGAGAUUCCCAUAUGGCUUUGUUUUGCCACUCAAAACUACCUUGACACACUGCGGUUCUUUGGACCCAAUGUCACCAAACCACUGGCCGAUUUUCGCGGCUUCAAUAAUUCGACUGUCAAGUUACUUGAGACCGUCAUGGCAGUUGAUCCUAGCAACGCCCUGUGCAAAGAUCUAGAAAAAUUAUGUGACACUUCCAAGGUUCGUCACGGCAUGGACAUCUUCACAGCUCUUCUCAGCUCUAGAGAUACGACUAGCCGACAAUCACCCUUUCUUCUACACAACCCGCUCUUUUGCGGCCUUUGGAUACACCAUCGCCGAGUCACUCUGCACACUACAGGUAUUCGAUACGCCGCGAAGCCGGGAGUCAUGCUGCACGCUGUGCAACUGUAUGAAGCAGCACGGCAGCACCUACAGAAAUACAACGCAUCUGCCGAACUAGACUGGCCAGACCUCAAUCGCCUCAUCGCCAUCCAAGGAACGCAGGCAUUCUUUGUUGGCGCGGGGCUACCAUCAUCGCCUGAAGCUCACUUCAAGAAUUAUUGCCUGAGCCGCUGUAUAUCACCGACGAACUGGCUCAAUGCUACCAAACGCCGCAAAGGGAAGCAUGGCACUGUGAAUGUGCAAAUGUCGAAAGCUGGUAUGCGAGAUCUCCUCUUCCAAGGGCCGGCAUCACGAUGGACCGAAGCACGGGCAAUGAACCCACAGCGACUGAACGCAGAGCUCGUACAUCAAGUCCUGGAGGCAAGUGGUUCGUUCAAGACGCAACAGAAUCUACAGGAAACAGAAUCAGGCACAAAAAGUGCGGAUGCACGCAAGCUCGGGACUGCCAAGGGGAGAGUGAGAGCCCCGGAUGCGGGGGCUCGUCCUGCUCUCACGAUGCCAGAGCUGGUGCACCAUGUUGCGUACGCUGUUCAAAAUGAGAUUCCUAAUAUUGAGCUCAACUAUUUCGCGAUAUACCAGGCUGCUGAUUCUCUACUCAGGCGUUUGAGAGCCAAUGCAGACCGUCUGGGGUUGGAGAAUGAACGGCGUAUUACGAAUAAUAUCGUGGAUGUCGUGGGCUACAUAUUUUCCAUUGCCGCCGCGGAGAUAUUACCUCUUUCUGAGAACUCUGGUAGUGUGCUGUCAGGCGUGGCGAAGGAGAUGCAAGACUUUUUGACGGAAAGGUCUAGACUUGGCAUGGCAGGACUGGUGUGA
This is a messenger RNA of Pochonia chlamydosporia 170, 1935 nucleotides long. RefSeq lists its product as hypothetical. Lineage: Eukaryota; Fungi; Ascomycota; Sordariomycetes; Hypocreales; Clavicipitaceae. Bases 1 to 1935 code for a protein of 644 amino acids. The record is from RefSeq and is a predicted model, not a curated record. The transcript has a single exon.